Messenger RNA from Dermacentor silvarum, 1106 nucleotides. RefSeq lists its product as uncharacterized. The record is from RefSeq and is a predicted model, not a curated record. Lineage: Eukaryota; Metazoa; Arthropoda; Arachnida; Ixodida; Ixodidae. The coding region runs from base 74 to 1039 and encodes 321 amino acids. The transcript has 10 exons.
UUUUAUUGCAUUUGCGCCCAAAGAAGUCGCACGUACUCGGAAGACCUGAAUUUGAGGGAUAAAAAGAAAGGCAAUGAAAGCACCCUUCAUGAGUAUACUGCUUGCUUCUAUGGCAUCGCCUCUCAAGGGAUCAUGCCCGGAAAAUACAGCUGCAGUUAUAUGCCAUGGAGCUGCCUUCGUUCCACAAGUAUACUGUAAUGAUGCCGAUCCCGAAAAAUGGCCGUGCAAAAGGCAGCGAAAUAUAAGGUGCGGUUGCGUAGCUGGAUAUGCCCGUGCAAGGAACGGUGAAUGUGUGCGAGUAACAGAGUGCGACAUUAGAAACGAUGUUCGAUUGAUAUAUCCAUACGCUAGUAAUACUCAAUCAGAGGGCAAUCAGAACGGCAAAGAUGUGCAAGGAACUAACAGGGAACUCACCGGGCUUGGUGAAACGGUUUUAGAGUUACUUAAGAGUACAGAACAUAUAUACGUGACGAAAAUUUCCACACAUAUAGAGAGAAAUGAUGAAUGUGUCUGCCUGAAGUCAUCAUUCUUGGUGAACGGAGUUGAUGGAGUUGAACGCACGCUAGAAUGCUACUACUACGUGCCUUCACGAGCUGGUCAUGGAUCUAAAGCGAAAGUGCUUGAAACUACGAGGCUAAUAAGUAGAAAACAAUAUGCCGAAUUCAAGGUGAGCACCAACGGCAGUAAGACAGUUAUCAAUGUUGACCCCGCAGAACUCCCAAGCGAAGUGACACACUUAAAUGAGCGAGAAUUAUACCUUACCGGCGAAUUCAUUGUCCUGCAAGCUGAUUUGCAAUGCCUAGUUGUGGAACUUGGUAAAGAAAGUGACGGACGCAGCAUCUGCUUACUCUGGACAUCUGCCUCCAGUGUAAAUAACGAACAAAGCAAGUGUCUGAAUGACUUACAACAGUUGUGCCAAAUGCCUAUGAAGGAUGUUACAAAUAACAUUAACAAAUGCAAUGAGCACGAUGCUUCGGAGCAGGGAGCAGACGAGAAAGCAAAUCAAGGAUUCCUGGACCGUACGAGCUCUCAGAAGUAGUUUUUCGUUUGUUCAAUUAUUGCUGACGAUGAAUAUUUUUUUACCUAAAUAUGUCAAAAUAAAAGUA